AAACAGCCCCCCCUCCUAUCGCCGUUCCUUCCGGAGCGCGAAGAACUUUCCAAAAGAGGCUGAUCAGGACACGGGGAGCCCCCCACCCCCACCCCCAGGAUUUUGCAGAGGGAAGGACGCCAGGCGAGGAACACAAUGGCCCAGGCGCCUCUUUCCAGCUAUGUUUGAAAUCAUCUGUUCCCCUGUAUAAAGAUGUCACUGGUGGACCUGGGGAAGAAGCUCCUGGAAGCGGCCCGCCAAGGCCAGGAUGAUGAAGUCAGGCUGCUGAUGGCCAACGGAGCCCCCUUCACCACUGACUGGCUGGGAAUAUCGGCCCUUCAUCUCGCUGCUCGGCACGGCCAUUAUUCGACGGCUGAAGUCCUGCUCCGGGCCGGAGUGAGUCGAGAUGCUCGGACCAAGGUGAACCGGACGCCCCUCCAUAUGGCGGCUGCAGAUGGUCACUGCCACGUUGUCGAGCUGCUGGUCAGGAACGGCGCCAACGUGAAUGCCAAGGACAUGCUGAAGAUGACCGCCCUGCACUGGGCCACCGAACACAACCACCGAGAUGUCAUCGAGCUGCUUCUCAAACACGGGGCAGACGUCCACGCCUUCAGCAAAUUUGGCAAGUCCGCUUUCGACAUCGCUUUGGACAAGAACAAUCCCGAAACUCUGUUGCUGCUGCAGGAAGCGAUGCAGAAUCCGGUCACCGCCAACCCCGAGAGGCUGCAUGAUGUCCCAGGCUCUGUGACGGUGACCCAGCCCUUCAUUCUGGUUUCCGGAGAAUUGCUGAACCUGGCCAGCCUCGUUUCUUCAGUGGAUACCAAAGCAACCUCAGGAGAUUCCACUGUUUCCACGGGGCAGUUUCUAGACUCGGCCACCUCUGUCCUCGCUACCCUGGCGGCCAUCGCAGAGGCCUCUGGCCCCCUUUCCAGUGCUAACCAAAUUCCUGCUGUCUCAGGAGACAUUGUGGAAACUCUAUCAGCCGACGCUUCCCUCCGGCAGGCGGUCGGUAGCGGCCAGGACGUCCUCACACUUGUGACCGAGGGCGUCCCUCUGGGUCAUCUGCCGGCCGCUCACCUGGGACAACAGUUCAUUGUAGUGAUGCAGAAGGAACAGGAAGUUCUGAUUGUGCCUGCUGGUCAGGAGGCGGGAGGCGGCCUCGAGACCCUGAGCGAGAAUAACCACGUGGCUGAAGCAGAGAAGCCGCCCGCCAAGAAAGUCAAAAUGAAACCAGCGGGGGAUGGAAAGGAGGAGGAAGGGAGAGAGGAUGGCCACGCCAAAGAAGCUUUGCAAGAGGCCGAUCCCCAAGCGGCAGAAUGCCGAAGCCGGCUGCCGAAGAAGAAGCAAGAAGCUGAGCUCCACCAGCAGAAGCUGGCAACCCUGAGCCAGCAGGAAGCCGGCACGGGAGAAGGCCCCGCCCAGGAGGAGCUCAGGGGGGCUGACCCCCUCGAGGUGUCUUCGGGAGAAAUGGGGGGAUCCCCGGGACAGAGGCAGCUCCUGGCCGACACAGCCACCGAGACGGUCACUUCUUAACCCCCAGGGCGUUGUUUUGCCACGCCUGAUAGAAACGGCAACCAA
Messenger RNA from Pseudonaja textilis, 1557 nucleotides. RefSeq names its product GA binding protein transcription factor subunit beta 2 (gene GABPB2). Gene Ontology annotation, molecular function: protein binding; transcription cis-regulatory region binding. The record is from RefSeq and is a predicted model, not a curated record. Gene Ontology annotation, biological process: positive regulation of transcription by RNA polymerase II. Lineage: Eukaryota; Metazoa; Chordata; Lepidosauria; Squamata; Elapidae. Gene Ontology annotation, cellular component: nucleus.